UGCACUCGCUCCUCUCCCGCCCACACGCGCAGAAUGUCAGGAAGGGCCUGUUGCUGGGGCCUGGGAGCCGCUGGAGCCGAGGCUGUCUGUGUGCGCCCAGAGGAGCGCCCGGGCUUGUAGCCUGCCGCGGGCAUGCCCUUUCCCCUGAGCGGGCCGGCUGCGUGGCGCCACGAGGAGCCGCAGCAGCUGUGGGCCUGGAGCUCCGAGCCCGAGCCCGAGCCCGGGGACACCGGGGCACGGGGGCAGCCUCUCCCCAAAGGUUCCGGGCGUGGGGAGGCUGAGACACGGGAGUGCAUCUACUACAACGCCAACUGGGAGCUGGAGCGCACCAACCAGAGCGGCCUGGAGCGCUGCGAGGGCGAGCAGGACAAGCGGCUGCACUGCUACGCGUCCUGGCGCAACAGCUCCGGCACCAUCGAGCUCGUCAAGAAGGGCUGCUGGCUGGACGAUUUCAACUGCUACGACAGGCAGGAGUGUGUGGCCACCGAGGAGAACCCCCAGGUGUACUUCUGCUGCUGUGAAGGCAACUUCUGCAACGAGCGCUUCACCCACCUGCCGGAGGCCGGGGGCCCGGAAGUCACGUACGAGCCACCCCCGACAGCCCCCACUCUGCUCACGGUGCUGGCCUACUCGCUGCUGCCCAUCGGGGGCCUCUCCCUCAUCGUCCUGCUGGCCUUCUGGAUGUACCGGCACCGGAAAGCCCCCUACGGCCACGUGGACAUCCACGAGGACCCGGGACCCCCACCCCCGUCCCCUCUGGUGGGCCUGAAGCCACUGCAGCUGCUGGAGAUCAAGGCGCGGGGGCGCUUCGGCUGCGUCUGGAAGGCCCAGCUCAUGAACGACUUUGUGGCUGUCAAGAUCUUCCCACUCCAGGACAAGCAGUCAUGGCAGAGCGAGCGGGAGAUCUUCAGCACGCCCGGCAUGAAGCACGAGAACCUGCUGCAGUUCAUCGCGGCGGAGAAGCGAGGCUCCAACCUUGAGGUGGAACUGUGGCUCAUCACCGCCUUCCACGACAAGGGCUCCCUCACGGAUUACCUCAAGGGGAACAUCAUCACGUGGAACGAACUGUGUCACGUGGCAGAGACCAUGUCGAGAGGUCUCUCGUACCUGCAUGAGGACGUGCCCUGGUGCCGCGGCGAGGGCCACAAGCCGUCUAUUGCCCACAGGGACUUUAAAAGCAAGAAUGUGCUGCUGAAGAGCGACCUCACGGCCGUGCUGGCCGAUUUUGGCCUGGCUGUUCGGUUUGAGCCAGGGAAGCCUCCGGGGGACACCCACGGGCAGGUGGGCACACGGCGGUACAUGGCCCCGGAGGUGCUCGAGGGGGCUAUUAACUUCCAGAGAGACGCCUUCCUGCGCAUCGACAUGUAUGCCAUGGGGCUGGUGCUGUGGGAGCUCGUCUCCCGCUGCAAGGCUGCCGAUGGCCCCGUGGACGAGUACAUGCUGCCCUUUGAAGAAGAGAUCGGCCAGCACCCCUCGCUGGAGGAGCUGCAGGAGGUGGUUGUGCACAAGAAGAUGCGGCCCGCCAUUAAGGAUCACUGGCUGAAGCACCCGGGCCUGGCGCAGCUCUGCGUGACCGUCGAGGAGUGCUGGGACCACGACGCGGAGGCGCGCCUGUCCGCGGGCUGCGUGGAGGAGCGGGUGUCCCUGAUCCGGAGGUCAGUCAGCGGCACUGCCUCGGACUGUCUUGUCUCCCUGGUGACCUCCGUCACCAACGUGGACCUGCCCCCUAAAGAGUCGAGCAUCUAAGCCCAGGACAUGUGUGGAUCUCCAGACUCAGUGGAUCUGAAGAGGAAAGGAAGAAAAAAAGACAGAAGUUGUGUUUUGUUUUGGAAAUCUCAUAACACCAA
This is a messenger RNA of Pteronotus mesoamericanus, 1847 nucleotides long. It is a transcript of the gene ACVR2B, whose product is annotated as activin A receptor type 2B. Gene Ontology annotation, molecular function: activin binding; ATP binding; activin receptor activity. Gene Ontology annotation, cellular component: activin receptor complex; plasma membrane. The transcript has 11 exons. Gene Ontology annotation, biological process: cellular response to growth factor stimulus; activin receptor signaling pathway; protein phosphorylation. Lineage: Eukaryota; Metazoa; Chordata; Mammalia; Chiroptera; Mormoopidae. The record is from RefSeq and is a predicted model, not a curated record. Bases 133 to 1746 code for a protein of 537 amino acids.